Homarus americanus (American lobster) is the source of this 987-nucleotide messenger RNA. Its product is annotated as myosin heavy chain, clone 203-like. The record is from RefSeq and is a predicted model, not a curated record. The transcript has 2 exons. Bases 1 to 987 code for a protein of 328 amino acids. NCBI's taxonomy places the organism in Eukaryota, Metazoa, Arthropoda, Malacostraca, Decapoda, Nephropidae.
AUGGCGAACACUUACCAGUACUCGCAGCCUGAGGGUGAGGACAGACUUAUCUCCACCGAGGACAGACUUAUCUCCACCGAGGACAGACUUAUCUCCACCGAGGACAGACUUAUCUCCACCGAGGACAGACUUAUCUCCAACGAGGACAGACUUAUCUCCAACGAGGACAGACUUAUCUCCAACGAGGACAGACUUAUCUCCACCGAGGACAGACGUAUCUCCAACGAGGACAGACUUAUCUCCAACGAGGACAGACUUAUCUCCAACGAGGACAGACGUAUCUCCAACGAGGACAGACUUAUCUCCAACGAGGACAGACUUAUCUUCAACGAGGACAGACGUAUCUUCAACGAGGACAGACUUAUCUCCAACGAGGACAGACGUAUCUCCAACGAGGACAGACUUAUCUCCAACGAGGACAGACGUAUCUCCAACGAGGACAGACGUAUCCCCACCGAGGACAGACUUAUCUCCAACGAGGACAGACUUAUCUCCAACGAGGACAGACGUAUCUCCAACGAGGACAGACGUAUCUCCAACGAGGACAGACGUAUCUCCAACGAGGACAGACUUAUCUCCAACGAGGACAGACGUAUCUCCAACGAGGACAGACUUAUCUCCAACGAAGACAGACGUAUCUCCAACGAGGACAGACGUAUCCCCACCGAGGACAGACUUAUCCCCCCCGAGGACUUAUCUCCAACGAGGACAGACGUAUCUCCAACGAGGACAGACUUAUCUCAACGAGGACGACUUAUCUCCAACGAGGACAGACGUAUCUCCAACGAGGACAGACGUAUCUCCAACGAGGACAGACGUAUCUCCAACGAGGACAGACUUAUCCCCAACGAGGACAGACUUAUCCCCAACGAGGACAGACUUAUCCCCACCGAGGACAGACGUAUCUCCAACGAGGACAGACGUAUCUCCAACGAGGACAGACGUAUCUCCAACGAGGACAGACGUAUCUCCAACAGUUCAGGUUAA